AUGCAAGUUGGACUUAAGCUCUGGAGGACAAGUUGUACCAGCAUUCGAAAAUCAGUCCCUGUGUUUUCCCACCUCAAACACGAGCUGUCCAGCUCAGUCAGGACUAAAGGUGAAAUGCAAUGUGUGCUGCAGUUUCCACAUGACAGAGGUUUCUUCAGUUAUUGGCGUGGCAAUUUGGCUAAUGUUAUCCGGUAUUUUCCAACACAAGCCCUAAACUUUGCUUUUAAGGACAAGUACAAACAACUAUUCAUGUCUGGAGUUAACAAAGAAAAACAGUUCUGGAGGUGGUUCUUGGCAAACCUGGCUUCCGGUGGUGCAGCUGGGGCAACGUCCCUGUGUGUAGUGUAUCCUCUAGAUUUUGCUCGAACCCGACUGGGUGUCGAUAUUGGGAAAGGUCCUGAAGAGCGACAAUUCAAGGGCUUAGGCGAUUGUAUUAUGAAGAUAGCAAAAUCAGAUGGAAUUAUCGGCUUAUACCAAGGGUUUGGUGUUUCCGUUCAGGGCAUCAUUGUGUACCGAGCCUCUUAUUUCGGAGCUUAUGACACAGUUAAGGGCUUAUUACCAAAACCAAAGGAAACCCCGUUUCUUGUCUCUUUUUUCAUUGCUCAAGUUGUGACCACGUGCUCUGGGAUACUUUCUUAUCCCUUUGACACAGUCAGAAGACGUAUGAUGAUGCAGAGUGGUGAGGCUGAACGGCAAUAUAAAGGAACUCUGGACUGCUUUGCGAAGAUCUACCAACAAGAGGGCAUCAACGCAUUUUUCCGUGGCGCCUUCUCCAACAUCCUUCGUGGUACUGGGGGUGCUCUGGUGUUGGUGUUAUACGAUAAAAUUAAAGAAUUCCUUGGCUUUGAUGCUAAAGGUAGCUCAUAGGUUAAAUUGAGAAACGUGUAUUUACCCUGUUACACAUACAAAGUACAGAGCUGCCAUUUGUAUACAUUUUUGAAAGUGUUAUUACUGUCUGCAUUUUGUCAAAUUGCUAAUUCUGCAAUAAAGCACAGGCUUUUUUUCAAGGCUUCCAAUACUAAAAAUCAGAUAAAUACAAAUUUUCUUCCUACUAAGCCUCAAACUCAUUUAAUGAGACAUUUAUUAUAAGUAAUAUACUUUUUUCUAUUUGCUUAAACUUCUUUUAUGAGUAAUUAAAAUGUAUAAUGUUGAAUCUAAGAACUGAAAGUAUUUUCUUUUAAGUUGCUGUUCAUCUUAUAUACCUGUUUUCUCAUCUUUUAAAAUCAUAUGGUAUGACAGUUAUUUCUUGAAAGCUUUAUCAAGUGGUGUCAUCGUGAUGUCUACAGGCAUCAUCUUCUCUAUAACGACCUUCUGCGACAGCUCAGGAAUAAUAUUUGCAGUAGCAUACAGCUGUUGGUAGGCACAGCUUAUUUAUCUGAUCACUAAAAAUUUGAUAAUGACUUUAAUGAGAACAAUUGGAAAAUGAAGAUAUAAAAUGGCUUAUCUGCUAAUCUUUAAGUAAAAUCUCGGUAGUGUGAAUAUCUGUUGGAACCAAAAAUACUCCUUGAAAAUUUGUUUGGGUAUUCUGUAUUGAUAAUAAAGGAAGUUUAAAACUAUUA
Molecule: messenger RNA, 1559 nt
Organism: Carlito syrichta (Philippine tarsier)
Lineage: Eukaryota; Metazoa; Chordata; Mammalia; Primates; Tarsiidae
Product: ADP/ATP translocase 4
Exons: 8
Coding region: 1-867 (288 amino acids)
Biological process (GO): mitochondrial ATP transmembrane transport; mitochondrial ADP transmembrane transport
Cellular component (GO): mitochondrial inner membrane
Molecular function (GO): ATP:ADP antiporter activity
Source: RefSeq, a predicted model, not a curated record